Messenger RNA from Trichoderma atroviride IMI 206040, 1080 nucleotides. The record is from RefSeq and is a predicted model, not a curated record. NCBI's taxonomy places the organism in Eukaryota, Fungi, Ascomycota, Sordariomycetes, Hypocreales, Hypocreaceae.
AUGCCGAGGCAAGUGUUCAUACUCGAGUCGAUCCCUGAAGAGGAGGAAGUCGAGCUAGGAGGGUUUCCUUGCAUCAACCCAACUGAGAUUGAUCUUUUGAUGACUACAUCCUUAGAAAGCCCUUAUUAUCCCGGAUAUUAUACCACUGCUACGCCGAAUACCAUCCAAGUAGCCUCUCAAGCAAGCAUUCUAGCGCCUCAGCCCCAGUACGGCAACCCAGUCGAAGAUGUUCACAUUGCAUAUCCGCAUCACUAUUCCUCUCAAUACGAAUACACGCCUCCGUAUUUACAGAAGGUGUAUUUACAAGUAACCCCCCCGUCCCCUUCGUCCGCUUCGUCCACUUCGUCCACUUCGUCCACUUCGUCCACUUCGUCCACUUCGUCCACUUCAUCCUUCCAUACCGCUCCCUCUCCCACCGUCCUCGACGACCACAACCCCCAUCGGACCACAAACCUCUUGGACUUUGUCAAAAAAAGAACCAAAACACGCCUCGAGAAAACAGACCUCUCCGACAACUUCUUCACCAAAUGGGCCAUUGUCACAGAAAACAUGUAUGGCGGCGUCAUCCCCCCUGAAUCUAAAUACUCCGUCCCGCCCUUUGCCCUUCCCAGCUACGACGGCCAAACCCGCCUCCACUUCAUCGGCCACUCCCUUGGUCUUUCUCUCGCCGUUCCCAUCGGUGACAUUGAAAAGUUCCUCAGCCGCAAUCUCUUCAUCAUCAUGUGCCUCGCGUUCAACAUUGUCCCCAACCCAGAUCUCAUCUUUGACGAUGACGACGACAAUUCCCGCUGCGGCAUCUUCGUCAAUAGACGCGGCAAAUGGACGGAUCCCAAUGUUAUAAAGGCGGUGCAAUUGUCCAUAUCGGAUGAAGUCGGGGCCUUGGCUACUCUGGUCAAGAAACGGGCAUCGCAUAAUCUGCCGGAUGUUUGUCAGACGAUGAAAGAGAUGGUGUGUGAGGAGCCGGCGCUCGAAGAUUUGGGUUCUCGUAAGCUGUACGAGAUGGCGGUUCAACAGAUGCGGGAGAACCGUCCAUAUAGCCUGCUUAGGAAUGUAGUCAGGCCCGAAGAUGUUAUAGUGUGA